AUGGCUCGGGUUUAUGUUGGGAAUUUGGAUCCUCGAGUGAAUGAAAGGGAUUUGGAAGAUGAAUUUCGGAUGUUCGGUGUUCUUCGAGGUGUAUGGGUCGCUCGAAGACCGCCUGGAUAUGCGUUUAUUGAAUUUGAUGAUCGCCGGGAUGCUCUAGAUGCAAUUCAAGCUGUGGAUGGUUUGUCUGACACUUCUACCACUCCAAUUUGGAAAAAUGGUUGGCGUGUUGAGCUUUCUCACAAUUCUAAGGGUGGUGGAGGCCGUGGUGGUGGUGGAGGACGCGGGCGCGGUGGAGUGGAAGGCGCCGAAGUCCAUCCCCUCGACGCCGCAGAAGUCCCAGUUAUGAUGGUUAUGGACGCAGGAGCUAUAGUCCGCGUAGGAGAAGAUCUCCUCCACGACGCCGUAGUGUCACACCUCCUCGACGUGGACGAAGCUACAGUAGGUCUCCUCCAUAUCGCCCUGCUCGUCGUGCCUCACCUUAUGCCAAUGGGGACUAAGCUGGAAUUGGAGCAAAUGCUGGAUGACCUGAAAGGAUGA
Prunus armeniaca (apricot) is the source of this 537-nucleotide messenger RNA. Lineage: Eukaryota; Viridiplantae; Streptophyta; Magnoliopsida; Rosales; Rosaceae. The record is from the annotation of a GenBank genome assembly.